Messenger RNA from Glarea lozoyensis ATCC 20868, 423 nucleotides. RefSeq names its product PLP-dependent transferase. The record is from RefSeq and is a predicted model, not a curated record. Bases 1 to 423 code for a protein of 140 amino acids. Lineage: Eukaryota; Fungi; Ascomycota; Leotiomycetes; Helotiales; Helotiaceae. Gene Ontology annotation, biological process: transsulfuration. Gene Ontology annotation, molecular function: transferase activity, transferring alkyl or aryl (other than methyl) groups; pyridoxal phosphate binding. The transcript is spliced from 3 exons.
AUGGGUUCCAUAGCAACAAAAAACGAGGAGCGUUUCCACCCAGCAACGCACAAUGGCAAUGGACUUCAGAGUCAUCACAACCACAAUAGCGUGGGCGACCUCCGUGCUUCUGAAGCGACUCUUCAGACAGAACAACCAUGGCAUUUCGAUACUCUUCAGGUCCACUCCGGGCUUGAGGACGAGACUGCUCACGGACAAAACUCACUUCCUAUCUAUAACUCAGCAUCUUUCCGAUUCAGGACCUCCAAGAGUAUUGAGGAGGCAUACAGCUUUGAGGAUGGGCCCAAGAGCCAGUAUUACAUGUACAGCCGACUUUCUAACCCCAGCAACACCGGAUUCGAGAGACGAAUGGUCGCCCUGGAGCUUGGCAAAGAGGGACUUUCGUUCGCUAGCGGCGCCGCUGCCAUCUUUUCCCCUGAGUAA